Dalotia coriaria is the source of this 2979-nucleotide messenger RNA. Its product is annotated as heterogeneous nuclear ribonucleoprotein K-like. Gene Ontology annotation, biological process: regulation of mRNA splicing, via spliceosome; regulation of transcription by RNA polymerase II. Gene Ontology annotation, molecular function: mRNA binding. Gene Ontology annotation, cellular component: nucleus; cytoplasm. NCBI's taxonomy places the organism in Eukaryota, Metazoa, Arthropoda, Insecta, Coleoptera, Staphylinidae. The record is from RefSeq and is a predicted model, not a curated record. Bases 329 to 1735 code for a protein of 468 amino acids. The transcript has 14 exons.
AUCGGCGCAGAAGCAAGACGCGCGCGAACCGCUAUGUGGUGUGCGUGCAGAGGGCAUUUAUUAUUCAGCUGUUUGUGGAGCAGAGCAUCGCUGGCGCCAUUGCUUCCGUUCGGCGUUAAAUUCCCAGAGUGAUAGAAAAAGAGUUUGCAAAUUGUGUGCGUCGCCCACGUCGGUCAACUGCGAGACGAGCGGCUCGAUUAAGGUGGUGACAACAUUCGAAUUUGAGUCCAAAACGUGUGCCUAUUUUACUGUUAAGAAGUCGAGGUCGACAGGACAACGCGGAGGAUCCGACUCGACCGUAAUUAUCAUUUAAUUCAGGGUUCCAGCCAUGAAACGUGAAGCUGACGGCGACAUGAUGGGCUCCCCACAGAAACGGUCUCGUCGCGGAGACGAAGAAGUUCGUUUGCUCAUACCCAGCAAGGCCGCAGGUUCCAUUAUUGGCAAGGGCGGCCAGAACAUUACGAAGCUGAGGAGUCAGUACAAAGCCUCGAUUACUGUCCCUGACUGUCCGGGCCCAGAACGGAUGCUCACACUCUCCUCCGACGUGCCAACCAUCUGCAAGAUCAUCACCGAUGUCAUUCCAAAUUUGGAACAGAAUGGCGCCAAACAAGAGGACGAUUUGGAUCUCCGCAUGAUGAUACACCAAAGUCAGGCGGGCUGCGUUAUUGGCAAAGCUGGAGCUAAAAUCAAAGAACUACGAACGAGUACUGGUGCUCGCAUCAAAAUUUUCUCCAUCUGCGCGCCGCAGAGCACUGACAGGAUCAUUCAAAUCAAUGGGCAAGAUUUUCAGUGCAUCAAUGCUAUACAAGAAAUUAUCAAAUUGACGAAAACUACACCGAUAAAAGGAAUCGUUAAUCAGUAUAAUCCACACAAUUACGAUGAGUUUUAUGCCGAUGAAUAUGGUGGUUUUGGUUGCGGUGGGGGCGGAAACGGCAGUGGAGUUCAAGGCGAUAUGCGCCGCGGAGCUGGAGGCGGUCCGUCACGUGGUGGACGUGGUGGCGGUCCUCGGAAUGGGGAUCGCUUUAACAACCGUCCUCCUCCGCCUCGUGGUGGACCUCCACCAAUGGGGAAUAACUUCAAUGAUCGCGGACCAAUGGGACCAGGUCCUGGACCCAUGCACAACCGUGGUAGUUUUGGUGGUCCACCGCCACCACCACGUGGAAUGAACGGUGGGGGUGGUGGUAUGAAUGGAGGACCACCACCUUUUGAGCGUAAUAACGGUUGGAGUAACGGACCACCGCCGCCACCAAUAAAUGGUGCCGGAAAUGGUAACAUGAUGAAUCAGAUGCCACCGAAUAUGAUGCAAGGGGGUGGAAUGGGCAACAAUAAUCAACAACAAUCCAUGGGAGGCAAUGGUGGCGGACCCGGUGGUAUGCCACAAGGAGGCAAUAACGGAAGCAAUGGCGGUAGUAAGACAUCGACACAGGUCACGAUACCGAAAGAUCUCGCUGGGGCCAUAAUCGGCAAAGGUGGAAGUCGCAUUAGGAAAAUCAGGCAAGAUUCCGGCGCUGGCAUCACAAUCGAUGAACCACUACCGGGCUCCAACGACCGCAUUAUAACGAUAACGGGAAAUCCGAAUCAAAUUCAAAUGGCUCAGUAUCUGCUUCAGCAAAGUCUCUCCAUUGAGAGAAGUCCGCUAAAGCCCAGAGAGCACUUCCAUCAAUCUGGGAUCAACAAAUCUUUCAAGCAGUUCGAUAGUGUCCACAACAACACCGACCAACGAAAUGGUUACUAAACCAAACACCAAAAUGAUUAUCUAUCUGGAGCAGACGCAUCCAGCACAGCAACGAUGGAUAAUACUUAAAUAUCAACAAACCCCAAAACUAUUUUUUAAACAAAUGAAAAAGUUUGUAUAAUUUUAUAUUUUAAGGAGUAAUAAGCGCGUAGAUAACAGAACUUGACAUUCCACGGAAAAUAUUUCUAGAUGGGCAUUAGGUUUAACAGUUUUUUUUAUUUGAUUUUACAAAUCAAUUUUACACUCUACUAUUCAAAUUUUAUCGUAACAGAGGAACAAGAUCGAAAAUCAGACACCAAAAUAAAUAUUUUUGCGAGUAUUUUUGCAUUCGACAAUAAAUAUUUUUUUAAAUACUUUUACGAUAUUAGGAUGAUUGCCAAGUAUUCGUAGACGGGCUUGUCAGUGUUGAAAAUCAAAAUGUUCGGCCUCCAUCGGUUUGUUUUUGCUUGUCAAGUUUUUCUUUUUAAUUCUACAUUCACAUUUUUACAAUAAUUCGUUUUUAGUUUUACAUUUAAUUUUGAAAAAGACUGGUAAUUACUUAGUUUUUGCUUAGAAUUAUUUACUAAUUAUUAAAAGACAUGGGAAAGUCGGUCUGAUCAGUUGUGCUUUCAAAUAUGUAAUACAACUUCAUAAAUCAUCCUAUAUCUAAAUAAUGCUAUACAUAAAUGUGACAGAUCAGAAUUUGGUUUUGGUUUGUAAGUCCUGGAUUGGACAUUGCAUAAGUUUUAAGUGUCGAUUUUCUUUACAUUUCAUAUCACAUCAAAUACGAAUGACUGAAAUGAGUUUUUUUAGUUCCAUAACAUGUAAUAGCGCAUAAAUACUUUGUUGCAGAUGAUUAGGGCAUAAUUUGUGACAUGUUAGGUUGAUUGUACAGUACUAAUAAAAUGACAGAAAAUUUACAGAGCGGUCGCGAUGCUCUUACCAAUCAGGGAACAAAUUGUUUAGUACAAAAAGAGAAAACCUUUAUUCGUUACUUAUAUAAGAUGAAAGAAAAAUUAAAUUAGGUCGAAAUCUGUCUGUUCCAUGAGACAAAAACAACUUGUAAUGGGAAACGACUUGCGUGCAAAGAACUUAUACAUAAAAGAAAACAAAUGUCAACCAAAUAUUUUUCUAGUUUAGUUUUAGUUUAUACACAUAUGAUCUAAUAAUAAUGGAAACGUUUUAGAAUAGCGCGUAUACCAUAAAAUAUGUAUACAUAUAACACAUAACAAAACAAACAACAAAUACAUACAUAUUCUAAUCAA